CGCCGCGCCGCGCCGCUCCCGCCCGACGCCGUGGGGGCUGCACGUGAGCUCAGGUUCGGGCCCGUCGGGCUGGGCCAUGGCUGCGGCGCUGCGGCGCGGUCGGCGGCUGGAGGGCCUGGUCCCUGGAGCCCCCGACAGCGCCAGCCCCGGUGUGCGGGCGAGACGGGCCCCUGCGGAAUUCGGGUCGGGCCCGGAGGAAACGAGGGGGCCCGGGUCUCCUCGGAGUGGGCGGCAGCGCGGCCUGGGGUCCCCGCCGCGCCGGCCGGAGACGAGCCCGGGACCGCCUGUUGUACGGCAGGACGGAGGCCCGGGGCCGCCCCGGACACUUGCGGAGUCGGCUCUAGGACCCCCCGGCUUCCAGCCAAAGCCAAGCGGAGCGUCCGCGGAGUCCUCCCGGGCCCGGGGAGAGCCAGACUCGGAGCCGGCCCCGAGGUCGCCCCGGCAUCAGCCGGGUCUGGGAUCCCCAGAGCCUUACCCGGGUCAGCAGGCGCCGGGCCCGGAGCCCUCACGGCCACCGCGGGAGCCCAGCGCCCGGGCACCCGGCCCCCCCCGGGGUCAGCACGAGCCGAGCCGGCCACCUCCGGCCACGGAGACGGUGAGAAGCGACCUCGGGGCGAAGAAGCGGACAAGUCCUUCUCCCGUCCCCGCCGCAGCGUCUAAGAAGUUGAAGGAGGUGGAGGAGGUUCUUGCAGUCCCUAAGGGGAAGCCCAAGUCGGGGCGGGUGUGGAAGGACUGCUCCAGGAAAAGGUUCUCCCAGAUGGUACAGGGCAAGCCCCUGCGUACAUCCUGGCAACAGAAGAUGAAGGAACGGCAGGAGAGGAAGCUGGCCAAGGACUUCGCCCGGCAUUUAGAGGAGGAGAAGGAGAAACGCCAGCAGGAGAAGAAACAGCGCCGGGCUGAGAACCUGAAACGCCGCCUGGAGAAUGAGCGGAGGGCAGAGGUUGUCCAAGUGAUCCGAAACCCCGCCAAGCUCAAGCGGGCAAAGAAGAAACAGCUUCGCUCCAUUCAGAAGAGGGAUACGCUGGCACUGCUGCAGAAACAGCCAUCCCAGCAGCCAGCAGCCAAGAUUUGAGCUCAGGACAACCCAGAAGUCUCCUGUGACCAGCCACUAUGUCAGACUUGGCACUUGUCGGGCCACUGGUCACACGCCUCUGUGGGAUGUGGUACUCCAACACUAGUGCCACCCUACUCCACCCCAGAGAGGCUAUAAGCCUUUGAGGGCUCUCAAGCCCUAGGAAGCCAGGAGCCUGGCAGAACUAGAGGAGGGAACAGGUUCAGCCCACCCCUGCCUCCUUCCUCCUUCAUCAAGUGCCAUACAACCACAAAGAGUCAGUUCUCUGGUUCCUUGGGAGCUGACAACUGGAGGGUGACUCUUCAAAAUGUGUAUUUCUGUCUCAAGGUCAUGGGUUCGCCCCUGACCAGGAGACUGCAGUCAGGAACCAGUUCCCCUUGCACCAUCCCAAAGGCUGCCUUGGGUAUCUCUGCAGCCCACUGACCCUGUCACCCAGCUGUUGGAACCCGGUUUCCCCGAGUUUUCAACACGGAAAGGUGAAGGAGGUUGCAGGGAAUGAGGUUCCCCGCCCCGCCCCCCCCCCCCCCCCCCAGCGCCCUCUCACCUCUUUUGGACUCUACAGAAGCCCCACAGAUCUGAUUCACUCAAACCAUUCAGUCUGUAAUAAAAAUAUUUAUUGAACACCCAUUGUGUACAGGCACAAUUCUAGGUAUGGGGAAUACAGACGGAGGCCCCUGCCCGCAAAGGGGCAUUUUUCAUUCUGAUGGAAAAAACAUAAUAAACAAGGAAAUAGUAUUGUGUAU
Messenger RNA from Nyctereutes procyonoides (raccoon dog), 1815 nucleotides. RefSeq names its product coiled-coil domain containing 86 (gene CCDC86). Lineage: Eukaryota; Metazoa; Chordata; Mammalia; Carnivora; Canidae. Gene Ontology annotation, cellular component: nucleolus. The transcript has 4 exons. Bases 77 to 1072 code for a protein of 331 amino acids. The record is from RefSeq and is a predicted model, not a curated record.